Bombus impatiens (common eastern bumble bee) is the source of this 4836-nucleotide messenger RNA. It is a transcript of the gene Cdep, whose product is annotated as FERM, ARHGEF and pleckstrin domain-containing protein 1. The coding region runs from base 288 to 1955 and encodes 555 amino acids. The transcript is spliced from 11 exons. The record is from RefSeq and is a predicted model, not a curated record. Gene Ontology annotation, cellular component: cytoskeleton. Gene Ontology annotation, molecular function: cytoskeletal protein binding; guanyl-nucleotide exchange factor activity. Lineage: Eukaryota; Metazoa; Arthropoda; Insecta; Hymenoptera; Apidae.
UGGUGCAGCACUAGUCCGGGAACAACCAGCAGCAUAAGCGUGAGCACUCUCAUUUCCUCUCUGUUAAUAUUAGGAGUAUCGCGAAGACGAUUCUACAUACAACGGGAGUGCCGGUGCAUGAGUGUUUAGUGAUCAAUGAACUCAGCGUUGCUGUAUAUUGGGGCGUGCUGCCACGGGUCUUAUUAAGCCGGCAGACAUGACAAUGUAAUAGUGAAUUAUAAAUCAAAUUUUCCAUAAGGAAAUAAAUUAUAGAUGGUCAUUCUACAGUUUACAGUAGAUGACUGAAAAUGAAUGAUAUAGAAAGCAUAAGCAUGAAAGGCAGUGGAGGAUCUAAGAUGCCUCAUAGUCAUUCGACUCCAGCAGGUGUGGAUGGAGGUAGUAGAACCCCUCCUACAACACCUAGAAAAGCUGGUAAAAUGCUUGCUGUUCGUGUGCAGAUGUUGGAUGAUACGAUUACAAUGUUUCAAGUUCAGGCAAAAGCUUUAGGCAGAGUGUUAUUUGAUCAAGUUUGCAAACAGCUACAUCUUUUGGAAGCUGAUUAUUUUGGUUUGGAGUACCAGGAACCUAAUGGAACGAAAUAUUGGUUAGAUUUAGAGAAGCCGGUUUGUAGACAAGUUGGACUAUCACUAAUAGAUCCCAUAUUAAGAUUUUGCGUUAAAUUUUAUACACCUGAUCCAGCACAAUUAGAAGAAGAGUUUACAAGAUAUCUAUUUUGUCUUCAAAUUAAACGGGAUUUAGCCCAAGGUCUAUUACAAUGCAAUGAUAAUACGGCAGCUUUGAUGGCGAGUUAUAUUGUGCAGGCCGAGUGUGGAGAUUAUGUGAUAGAGGAUUAUCCAGAUCAUACGUAUUUGUCAACUUAUAAAUUUGUGCCUCAUCAAGAUCAAGAACUAGAGCGUCGCAUUAUGGAAAAUCAUAAAAAACACGCAGGCCAAUCACCGGCAGAAGCAGAUCUCAAUCUGCUGGAAACAGCGCGUCGCUGUGAAUUGUAUGGGAUGAAAAUGCAUCCAGCUAAAGAUCACGAGGGUGUACCGUUGAAUCUGGCUGUGGCACACAUGGGGAUAGUAGUCUUUCAAAAUUUCACCAAAAUAAAUACAUUCAGUUGGGCUAAAAUCAGGAAAAUCAGCUUUAAAAGGAAACGAUUUUUAAUUAAACUUCAUCCAGAGGGUUACGGUUAUUACAAAGAUACUGUGGAAUUCUUUUUCGAAGGACGCAACGAAUGUAAAAAUUUUUGGAAAAAAUGCGUAGAGAAUCAUGGAUUUUUCCGUUGUUCGGUGGUCAAACGAGUAGUACGACAAAAAACACGAGUUCUCAGUCGUGGCUCGUCAUUUAGGUACAGCGGGAAAACUCAGAAGCAAAUCGUGGAAUUUGUUCGGGACAAUUACGUGAAGAGGCAAACGUUUCAAAGCCCUGGAAACCCCAGCUCUGUCUCUAUCAUGCGGCUCGAUGACACUGGAUUCUCCGACGACUGUGACGAGUGUCUCGAUGGGAGGGACGAUUCACCGUCGCGAAGACACAGCUACGUCGUUUCGGACACUUACCUCCAUCGACGUCCAUUCCCCGGCCACUCCCAGCCAGGUCCCAGUACCGCGGCAGAUGCUUGCUGCCAGCCAGCAACGGAUUUCAUCAGCAGGACACACGGGACACGACGUUUAUUUGCUGCGAAUCGAAAUAUGGAAGAUGGUCGUUAUUUAGUAUUCUCGUUCGUAUCAUUCUUCGCGAUCAAAUGCAGAAAUGAUCGUCGGAGCCAUAUAUGUGUGUUGCAUAGAGAGGGGGGAAAAGGCGAUGACGACGAUGGAAAGGCAGGGGAUUCCGAACAACGACCAACACGAAUAGGUCGUCGGUAUGGAAUUGGUAGCGCGGGAGCACGGAGCGCAUUCGCAUUUUCGAUGUACUCUACGUAUGCUUUUCGACAGGUGGUGAAUACAAUCGUUGGAACUACGCGAACGGCUACGUGAACUCGCCGGCUUGGCACGUGCCACUUCGCAUGGCACAGAUUCGUAACGUAAUGGUUCACGCAACGCCACGCACUCUCACCAAUCGAUUCAUACCGGCAUACCCACGUUGAGAACACUGCGGGACAAACAAAGAAGUACCAUGCUACAUCUCUGAGAAAAUCGGAAGCUUCCUUAGCACGCUAGAGAGAAACAAAGUGAACCGGAGUGAAAGAAAAUCGACGUCACGAGAGACGAUCGGAAAGAAAGGGAGAAGAUGUCUUCGUACUUUCAUCUUCGGUGCUUCGUUCACAUUCACGGUCACGUUUACGAUUCUCGUACGAUCACGUAGCUAUGUUCCGGCGAAGGAGAGAGAAGAUAGGAGACGCGUGUUCAUCGGGUCUCGAGCUGUGGCACGAUUUAAACACGGAUCGAUAGAUCGUGUGGCUGCCACGGAGAAACCUAACGCCACCGAAUUACCGAGCAUAAAUUUGCCAAGAACAUUACCGCCGUUCUUACUUGGAAAGCUCGGAUGCAAAAACCGCGUUUCUCUUGGCACAGAUCCGUUAGCUGCCGUCGCGUCGUCUCGGCCGAUUUUGCUCUCUCGCUUAUUGCUAGUCACCUCUAUAACCUCGUUCCGUUACUCUCCGUUAUAGCGCUCAUUCUGUUCUUCGUCUCACAUCGGCGCACCUUCUACUCCUCUCUUGCGUGUUGUUCAUUCACUAUCCGCAAUAUCAUUCACGUAUGCACUGCAUCUUUAGAAGGUAGAACGAUAGCUGAUCGAUUUGUCUCAAAAUAUCGGUGUCCGAGUAUCGCUGGGCGGUUCUUUCGAUUUGUAGCUUAAUCGUUCAAAGUUCAUCUGUUCACUUAACCGUUUCGCGAUGUUUCAUAGAGUUUCCCAAAGAAAACCUACGCUUUAUACAGUUGCAUAGAACUUGCCGAUGUAAGUUCGAGCGUGUACAGUUUAUUUCGAUCAUCCUUUGGUCUUCUUUCUUUUUCUCCUCUUUUCUUAAGAUUUAACGAGUUUUGCGUAGCUGCAACCCUUCUGACAUCCAUCCCUCGGUCGAUCUAGCUUUUAGUUCCCGUAAAAUGCACCGAGAUCUCUUGCCACGUAGCUAUCACUUUAGUUCACCUCGCUAGUCUGUCAUUCAAGUUGGUCUACCCUCCGUUAUUGUGCGCAGAGAUGUGAAUUUUUGCGAGACGUCGACGCGCUUUUGACGGUUUCGCGAACGUUCUCGUGAAUUCGAGCUUACAAAUACGUGAGUUGCAGUAAUAGCCGCGGUGUUAAUCAUGCGCUAUCCCCGAAAUGCAACAAGAUCCCACGAUCGAAUCUGCUAAAGCGUCAUUUAGUCGCGACGCACUGAUUAAACUCACAUCUCUAGUUGCAGUGUGGUACUUGAUUUUGCAGCAUCGUACACGUACAUACACACUUGCGUUGAACGUGUGUCAACUAUUUUCUACUAUUUAGGAACCUUGUGAACCAUUACGUAGCGAACCCUGUCACGAUUCACCAACGGUUGUAUCUUUGUCGCUUGCCACGAUAUCUUUCAUAGUAUUACCUACCGUUACCUAUAUCGAGUACCCUACAGAGGAAACAUCCCUAACGAAUCGGGCCACCCACGUCACAUAACCAAGACACAUCGAACGCACUCGUCUACACUCGUGUCACCCGGGAUACUUCUCCAUAAGUUUUGCAACGUAUGUGUAUGACACUGUAUGAUUGUACCUCCGAUUCUACGUUUUUUCUUCGAUCCUUCUUUCCAUUUCCACUUUUCUCUAACCGUGACCUUCUUCCAGGUGUUCAUGCUCGCUGUCUUUUUUCUAUGUUGUUACGUGUUCAACGUAUCCUCACGGUCACACGGUGUAUCGCAACGAGACUAGAUCCGUUUCCUUCGACCCUCUAUCACCCGAGCAUUCGCUUCUUAUCGGCUGCUCGAUCGAAGAAAACUACCGACUAUGUACUUGUUUCAUUCUUUUCUGUUAUCUCUGCCUCGUCGCAUUACGGUGUUGCGAUCGAAGUAUUACGAUACUCUUUUAAAUAUUCAUAAUUAUUCAUAAUACUUUUUGUCGAUUAGUGCCAAAUUUUGCGUAAACGCAGUUAAAACGAUCGUAUUUAGAAUCGUAUUUGUUGGGUAAACGGUACGUUUGAUUUUUUUGCAUAGACGGAAAUCCUCGUCUUCCACGAAACGUUAUCGUAGUCGACUUAAUUAGAUACUUUUUAUAAACUUUUUAUACGCGUUAUACUUGGCGGAUUCCAGAAAGGAUGUAGAACAAAAACGUACCUUCGACGAUCGAUGAAUUUCCGAAAAAACGCAAUUAUCGAUUUCACACAUUCACAUAUUUUCGAUUCUUUCCCAUUUUUACUUAAGAAUAAUCGUAGCUUUCGAGAAGCGGGUCAAACGAACGAUCGAUUUAAAAGAUGAUGAAGGAGGGAAAGCGAAGGUUACUUAUAUAUCAAGAAAGAUAACGCGUGUCCGUCGUGUCGGCGCUCCUCCAAUUUGUAAUUUGUACCUUUUUUCGAUCGUUUAUCAACAUACCGUACUUGUUAGCUCUCUCUCUCUCUCUCUCUCUCUCUCUAUACGUACACGCACAGAUACGUGCAAGCGCGUGUGCGCGUAUACAUACAACAAACAGACACACACAUACACAUACACAUGCACACAAGGAUACGGUCCGACAAUACGCGGUGAUUUUCCCCUGAAGAACUGAAAUUCAUGGUUCAAAGAAAAAGAGAAAGAUGAGAGAGGUAGGUAGCCUUAAAAAGGUCUUAAGCGUUAAAAAGGGGAAUCACGGCGUUCGAGGGAAGGGAAGAUAACAUUUCAAGCGUAGGAAAUCUCUAUUGUACAUUGAUUAUUGAUUAUUGAUACAUUAAUUAUGAUAAUAAUAAAUUAUAUACAAAGUCACA